GUGGUGAUCCGACCGAUGAUGUACGUCGCAUUGACCUACGAUCAUCCGCUGAUCGACGGGAGAGAGGCGGUGACCUUUCUCAGAAAGUUCAAACAAGCUGUGGAAGAUCCUCGAUGUCUUCUUCUAGGGCUGUCACCCGAGGACGAGGCCUUCGAUCCAUUCCCUCGUGCGAACCGGCCGAGUCCAAGCCACAGAGAGACGGCUGAGUUCAUCAUCCGAGUUCACAGGUACCGCUUCAUCCAUCAGCAAGGGUGGAACUUUGAGAUUGAAGUAGCUCCAGACGACCAGCGACUGAACGAGGCAGUACAUCAACAUGGACGACGCCCAGAGCCUGACCGCGAUUCAUCUGUCCGUGUUGAUGCGGUCGAGGGAGAGGCUCGCGGGCGCAGCGGCCUCGAGGACUUCCCAUGGGAGGUCCUGCUGAAGAUGGCGGUGCUGACGAGUCUCGACGUUUCCGGUGGCUCCCUGGCGGCGCUGCCGGCGCUGCGGAGUCACGUGCUCGAGGAUCUCGCACUGGCGGAUAAUCGAGUGUCCGCUGUUGAAGGGGGUUGGUUCCUGCCGAAUCUGAUCGACCUUGAUCUGCCGUCAUGCUGUGAACUGCGUCAGUUGCACAUUUUCUCAUCCGGGAAAGCCCCGAAUAUAAAAGAGGCGUCUGUAUUCGACGAUUCCGUCUUUCGGAUCCAGCCUCGCCCCGUCUCUACCUCCAUGUGUUCGGCCACGGAGAAACGGAUCGUUCUCGCCCUUUUCUCUCUCCUUCUCUCCCUCGCUCCACGGACGUCGGGGCAGUUCCCACGCCCCGAUCCGGAGGACAAUUCCCCCUGCACCUGCUCCCACGACGGACAAGGCGAAAACAUCACAUUAGAUUGUACGUUGGCGACCACGAGUGAAAUCUUCUUCGCCUUCAACGACGUCGCCUGGUUCUCGAACCUUACAAUACUGAUCGUGAAAGCAUUUCGGAUGGGGAAGAAAGAGAGCGGGAGGACGCGACCCAUCUUCACUGAGGUGGGGCAAGAAGAGGAUAGAAACACGAUUAUGAAAGCUGCUAGCAUGCGGACGAAAAAGGAAAAGGAAAAUUCCACCUGGAUGUGA
Molecule: messenger RNA, 1089 nt
Organism: Darwinula stevensoni
Lineage: Eukaryota; Metazoa; Arthropoda; Ostracoda; Podocopida; Darwinulidae
Source: the annotation of a GenBank genome assembly